GAUUGCUUAUCAACUCUCAGACAUAUGUCCUCACCUUUUUCAUUGCUUGGAUCCUCGCACUUUGAUCCGUUUCUUUCCAGAUCAACCUCUCCCAAUAACUUGGUCAGUGCCAUUAAUGCGUCCUGGGUCAGAGUUGAUACCUCACCCGGAGGUGAAACUCUUGAGAUACAUCGAUCACUGUCCACUAGCAAAUACCAGUAUUCACUCACUUGGUAUGCAUUUUCAUCUCCCAAGUUCCUGAUAGUUUUUCCACAACUUUGUUUACCUUAUCUGCUGCUUGUUCUAAAAUAUAUUGCUUCUUGAUGGAACCCCCUUGCUCCUCAUUGAACGCAGAUGUAAAGGGAAUGAGAAGCACAAUUUUUCGGCUCUUAUGCUGAUAAGAACCCAUCUUUCCCUUUCGACCACUUGUCAAGCUGUAAGGUCCUCACAACAUGAUAACUGCAUUGAGAACUAUUGUAUAAGGAGGCAGUCUGCUGAUCGUGUAUAGAAGUAGAGCUUUCCCACCAACCUACAGAGUUAUUAGAUGUAGCAUUUCCUUUACUUAUGUAGGACCAAGAGUUCAGGCCAGAAGACACAGCAUCUAGAAUCUGCAUCAAGCCAGCAUAGGUAAAAUUCUUCACCAAGUCAUCAUUAGGAAGUGUUGUUUACACCAGCAGGUCCUGGAACAUGAUCAAAGGUUAGCAAUUCCUGUUCUUAGCGCCAGAUUCCAACACCCUGACAAGAGACUGAACUUCAAGAGCGACCUCCAACCCAAUAGUCAACCUAUGUAAAGAACCAAGAUCAUUCACCUCCUUUUGCAAAAGCUGGAACUGAACUUUCUCAAUCACUAACUGCUCAUGCUUCAAUUCACCAAAACAAAUUGCUGCCAAUGCUUUAGCAAGUUUAAUUUUGCCAACUCCAGUAGGACAUAAGGGCAUAGCAGCAAUGUGACUCAUUAGAAGUAUUCUCUUAUCAACCCUC
This is a messenger RNA of Cuscuta epithymum, 960 nucleotides long. The record is from the annotation of a GenBank genome assembly. NCBI's taxonomy places the organism in Eukaryota, Viridiplantae, Streptophyta, Magnoliopsida, Solanales, Convolvulaceae.